Molecule: messenger RNA, 2578 nt
Organism: Heteronotia binoei (common prickly gecko)
Lineage: Eukaryota; Metazoa; Chordata; Lepidosauria; Squamata; Gekkonidae
Gene: VMP1
Product: vacuole membrane protein 1
Exons: 12
Coding region: 224-1441 (405 amino acids)
Biological process (GO): autophagy; Golgi organization
Cellular component (GO): membrane; endoplasmic reticulum; endomembrane system
Source: RefSeq, a predicted model, not a curated record
GGGGGAGACUCCUGAGAAGCCGCUUCCGGCAAGGGGCGGAGCUGGACUCUGAGCCCACCUCCCACUUCCGGGUUGGCCCGCGCCCAGGAGGCAAGAGCGGCAGGAGGGGAGGCGGCAGCGGCGGAGCCCGAAAGCCGGACUGAGGGAAGGAGGGAGAAGAGCCGCGGGCGCCUGAGGAGGGAGGACGAAGGAAGCCGGUCCCCAUAAUUGACUGAUCUAUGAAAUGGCAGAAAAUGGAACAGAUUGUGACCAGAGGCGCAUAGGAAUGAACAAAGGACAGCACAAUGGGAACUUUACAGAGCCCUCUUCGUCAAACGAACAGAAGCAAAAAGAACGGGAAGAACGGCAGAGUAUUGUGCUCUGGAGGAAGCCUCUCAUUACCUUGCAGUAUUUUUUCCUGGAAACGCUAUUAAACUUGAAAGAAUGGACCAUAAAAUUGUGGCACCGCCGAAGUAUCGUGGUGUCUCUUUUAGUGCUACUUGUGGUUCUCACAUCUGCGUAUUAUAUUGAAGGAGCACAUCAACAGUAUGUGCGAUAUAUGGAGAAAAAAUUCUUAUGGUGUGCCUACUGGGUAGGCUUAGGCAUUCUGUCCUCGGUUGGACUUGGAACAGGUCUUCAUACCUUUCUGCUCUAUUUGGGUCCACACAUAGCUUCAGUGACUCUCGCCGCAUAUGAAUGUAACUCUGUGGACUUCCCUGAGCCACCCUACCCCGACCAAAUAAUUUGCCCCGAUGAGGAGGGGGUUGAAGGAUCAAUUACGUUAUGGACCAUCGUCUCCAAAGUCAGGCUGGAGGCCUGCAUGUGGGGUGCCGGUACAGCUAUUGGGGAGCUGCCUCCUUACUUCAUGGCCAGAGCAGCCCGCCUCUCCGGAGCAGAGCCGGACGAUGAGGAGUACCAAGAAUUUGAAGAGAUGCUAGAACAUGCGCAGACUGCCCAGGACUUCGCCUCCCGUGCUAAGCUGGCGGUCCAGAACCUCGUGCAGAAAGUUGGGUUUUUCGGCAUCCUGGCCUGCGCUUCAAUUCCAAACCCUCUCUUUGAUCUGGCGGGGAUAACAUGUGGACACUUCCUGGUACCCUUCUGGACAUUCUUUGGUGCCACCCUGAUUGGAAAAGCAAUAAUCAAGAUGCACAUCCAGAAACUUUUUGUGAUUAUAACGUUCAGCAAACAUAUAGUGGAACAGAUGGUGUCUCUAAUCGGCGCCAUCCCAAGCGUAGGUCCUUCUCUUCAGAAGCCCUUCCAAGAGUAUUUGGAAGCUCAGAGGAUGAAGCUCCACCACAAGGCGGAUGGAAGUCCCCAGGGCGAAAACUGGCUCUCGUGGACGUUUGAAAAAUUGGUCAUUGUGAUGGUGUGCUAUUUCAUCUUGUCAAUCAUUAACUCCAUGGCUCAGAGUUACGCCAAGCGACUCCAGCAGUCGAUGCGCUCUGAGGAGAAAACCAAAUGAGCCGUGGAGGCCAAGUCGGGGAGGGGAAGGGGUGAGCCCCGGACUGAAUUUGGAUGUCCAGCUUCACUUCACACUUUAAAAACAAAACCCAAAUGACAAAGAACAACUGGCAUUAUUUGAGAAAGGGGGCGGGAGGGGGGCACUUGUCAAUCAUCCUAGCUCUUCUUGGGGAUGAUUCUUUUUUUAAAAAAACAAAACAAUUCUGCCGUUAUGAAACCAUCCACCUUGACACGACAUUUGCCCGAUCAAGGUAACGUACACGCUUUUUGUUUGCAUUUCGUCCAGGUUGAAAUAUGAACAGGGGGAUGCUUAAGCCCUUCCUUUUUUUAACAUAGUUGCCGUUUACUGGAGGGACUUCCAGAAUCCCUGGUUUCUUUUCUUUUUUUUUAACAGCGUGGGACUUUUUCUUAACAAUUGGCAUGCUGCAAAGCUUAAUGCUGAAGGCCAGCAUUUCUAACCUUUCCCCAGCAAAAUCUUACAUCAAAUUAGUCUUAGAUCGGCUCCCCAGCGUGCAUGUCCCUCCACGGUAACACUUUAAAAUCUGAUCUCAGUUCCUGACCAUCUCAUUUGCGUUCAUUUCCGGGGUGGAGCAGGGGGGCAGGACGAUGGGACGUUUUUAAACUUCAUAACGGUUGUGAGCAGAGCGGCAGGGGAUGACAAACUGCUGUCUUUUUUUAAAGAAAAAUAAAUCCUGUAUAUUUAGAAUGACGUUAAGACGAUAAAAAUUUAUAAAAUCACCUUGGAUCAUUCCAGACCUUUUUGUCUUGGUCUUUUAAAGCACAUUCACCCGCCCCCCCGCCCCUUAGUCCCUUCUUGUGUUCUAGUCUUGCCGAUGGUUUCUUUGCAAACCUUUACCCCCACUGUUGGCGAAAUGCUUUCCGUAAUCCUUCAGGCGUUCUUGGAUUUUUCCCAAGAACAUCCACCUUAGCUGAAGGAGGCAGAAGGCAUGGGUCUCAAAACAGCUCGGUUAAUUUCGUUUAUUUAACUGAAAAUUAGUAGCGUGUCUUAUGUAUGUGUGUGUGUGUGUUUUAAUGGGUUAAUUCUUACGAUGUUUGCAUAGCAUCGUUAGGAAAUUGCUGAGGAGAUGCUUUUGUUCGGUACAGGAAAGGUAAAAGGAAUAAACGACAUUGAAAUAUA